AUGAUGCAUGACACACCAGAUGAGCAAGGUCUCAGUCACACCAACAAGGCAUCUGCUACAUCUGAAGAAAAUGAGAUCACAACACAGCAGGAAAAAACAGAAACGCCACUUGGGAUUCCUAUGGCUAAAACACCAGCUUCCAGUGGAUUAUCUGAAAUGACAAUUGAGCCGAAAAUCCAAGACUUGUAUGGCUUAAUAAAAGACACCAUCACAUUAGAACAGUUAAAAGAAAAAAUUAGUUAUCUUAAAAAACAUAAACCUGAUGAUAUGGCUUCAUUUAAGUCAGCAUACAAGGUACAAAUCACACAUUGUGGAGACUCCAUAGAAAUCCAAGGUCAAAGGUCAAAUGUUUUUUCAGCAAAGUCUAAAUUACUUGACUUGUUUUCUGCUGCAAAAUAUGGUUGGUUUCCUUUGGAGAAUGCUGAACAGGUAAACCGACUUGAGAGUAAGGAUGGAGAAAAGCUUAGGAAAGAACUGGAACAAAAGAAUCGGUGCUAUGUUAGUUUGGUGAAAAAAUCUGAACUCUCUGGUGCUGUAAAACCAGCUAAGAAGACCCAGCCAACCAAGGUGUUUUGCUGCUGGACAACUACAAGAAACCAGACAGUUCAGGUGAUGAGUGGGGGGAUGUCUUCAGAUGAAUGUGAUGUUCUGGUCUUGCCAGUGCUGGGAGUGGACAACAACCCAAAGCAGCCAACAUGGAUUAAGGAAGAAAAAUCUGGCAUAUUCAGCAACGUUUUAGAUGAAAUACAUGAGCAAGGAUGUGUCUUAAAGCAAACUGUAAGCAGUAAAACUAAAUUUGUCUUCCUGAGCUUUCCAUCCGAAUGGCAAGGUGGAGCUUCAAGGGAGAAAAGUACAAUUGAGAAUUCCAUGAAAGGGUUGUUUAACUCAUUGCGCGAUGUGUACAGCGAGUCUGGCCCAUUACAACCAAUGGUUGUGCAGAUUGAUCUUCAGGAUUUGAAUGGAUUUCCACUUAAAAAGGCUCUGAAGCCAAUUAUAUACACAUUGAAUUCUGAACUUUUGCGUUUUGAACAUCCAAUUUGCCUUGUGUUAUCUGUGGUUGAAGAAACAGAUGCUGAAGAUUUAACAGAAGCAUUUAAAGAUGUUAUGAAAAGGAAAGUAAUAGCAGGAAAAUUUGAAAAUUAUACAAGCAGAAUCAUCUGA
Gigantopelta aegis is the source of this 1161-nucleotide messenger RNA. RefSeq lists its product as uncharacterized. The coding region runs from base 1 to 1161 and encodes 386 amino acids. The transcript is spliced from 3 exons. Lineage: Eukaryota; Metazoa; Mollusca; Gastropoda; Neomphalida; Peltospiridae. The record is from RefSeq and is a predicted model, not a curated record.